Centropristis striata (black sea bass) is the source of this 6863-nucleotide messenger RNA. RefSeq names its product RNA binding protein fox-1 homolog 3-like. The record is from RefSeq and is a predicted model, not a curated record. NCBI's taxonomy places the organism in Eukaryota, Metazoa, Chordata, Actinopteri, Perciformes, Serranidae. Bases 329 to 1450 code for a protein of 373 amino acids. Gene Ontology annotation, cellular component: cytoplasm; nucleus. Gene Ontology annotation, molecular function: mRNA binding. The transcript has 16 exons. Gene Ontology annotation, biological process: regulation of alternative mRNA splicing, via spliceosome; nervous system development.
CGUCCAGAGCAGCGAUCGCAGUGAAAACGGAGAGAGAGAUAGACAGAUAGAAAGGGAGAGAGAGAGAGAGAGAAAGAGAGAGAGAGAGAUCCAGAGGCAGGACUGAGCAGACUGAGAGAAAGCAACACUCCUCACCACCACAGUUGGAUAGAUGGAGAGAUUGUGACGGUCUUAAAGAAGCUCCUCAGAUUUCUCCUACAUCCACUGAAGACCACAGGUGUUCCAACAGGCUGACGUAAAACAGAAGACACAUCCAGACAUCUCAUACACUUUGCAGACAUCCUAACGGAAGCACAAAAGUCCCUUCUCUCCGACCAGUUGGCUGUACAUGGAGACCCCCAGCUGGGCAGAAACCAAGCCAGGAAGUGGUCUGUGCAAACCAGGAACCAUUGCUCUGUUUGGUAACGUGGUGUACAGCGGACUGCUCAACGAGCACUUCUGGCACUUCGGGGUUCCCCUCGUCACCAGACUGGGUAACCAAGAGGCCCCAGCCCCCCCUGAAGCCAUGGCCCAGCCCUUCCCACCGGCCCAGUACCCCCCUCCCCCACAGAAUGGGAUCCCAGCGGAGUACGCCACGCCCCACGCCCACCCACCGGCCGACUACACGGGACCCAGCACCGUGGCCGAGCACGCGCUGACGCUGUACACGCCAACACACACACAGAGCGAACAACCAGGAAACGACAGCAACACCCCCACCCUCACAGCCAACACAGUAACGCAGGCGGAGGAGGUUGCACAGACGGAGGGCUCCCAGCAGCUCCACCUGCAGUCCAGUGAUUCGUCGGAGAAGCAGCAGCCCAAGAGGUUACACGUCUCCAACAUCCCUUUCCGCUUCCGAGACCCUGACCUCCGGCAAAUGUUCGGGCAAUUCGGCAAGAUUUUAGACGUGGAGAUUAUUUUUAACGAGCGAGGCUCCAAGGGCUUUGGGUUUGUAACAUUUGAAACAAGUGCAGAUGCCGACCGUGCACGGGAGAAACUAAAUGGUACAAUCGUAGAGGGACGCAAAAUAGAGGUCAACAAUGCCACAGCCAGAGUAAUGACCAACAAAAAGGUGGCGAACCCUUAUACAAAUGGCUGGAAGCUGAAUCCAGUGGUUGGAGCGGUAUAUGGCCCUGAAUUUUAUGCAGUAACAGGGUUUCCCUACCCCAGUACAGGGGCAGCUGUGGCCUAUAGAGGAGCCCAUUUGAGAGGGAGGGGUCGCACCGUCUACAACACAUUCCGUGCUGCGCCUCCUCCUCCUCCCAUCCCCGCCUAUGGAGCUGUGGUCUACCAGGACGGCUUUUACGGAGCAGAAAUAUAUGGAGGUUAUGCAGCGUACAGAUAUGCCCAGCCAGCUGGUACUGCUGCAGCUGCAUACAGUGACAGUUAUGGCAGAGUCUAUGCAACAGCAGACCCAUAUCACCAUACGAUUGGUCCUGCAGCCACAUACAGUGUGGGCACUAUGUAAAUAAAAGAAAGACUAGAGGGAUGAGUACAGAAGGACAUCAACUAAAAAAAGAGAAGAACAAGAAGGACACAGGACACUAAAAAAAGAUCAACUAAAACAAAAAGACCCGAUUUGUAAAGGAGCCCUUCUAUCAAGAGAGAAAGGGAUCUGAGAGGAUGGACGGGGAUGUUUGUGGGCCUGCUGAGGCCAGAACCAUGGAGUCUGUGGUCCUGGGGGGGCGGAGCCUCCUGAGAAACAAGCCUUGCCGAGUGGAAGAGACCAAUUAGAGAAGUUACCAUAAAACAUUUUAUUUUUGUAAACUUUUUUAAGUUUAUGAUUUCCAAAAAGAGCAAACUCUAAUGUAGGUAUAUACAUAUUAUAUAUUAUAUGUGUGUAAUAUAGUAAGUAUGUUUUUAAAAGAAAAAAAGAAGAAGAAGAAGAAGAAGAAGAAGAGGAACUCGGGGGGGUUUGUGAUGUGUCUAUAACUUUAGAAGAGGAAGGUGAGGUGAGGAGAUGCUAGCUUCCCACCACACCUCCACCCUCUGCUUGAUGGUGUGUGUGUGUGUAUGUGUGUGUGUGUGUGUGUGUGUGUGUGUUGAAGGGUGGGGGCAGCUGAUCCAGCACACGUGACUGUUUGAUUGUUCUGGUAAUAUGGAGUAGACUUGAGAAAAUAAAAGGUGUUUGGAGCUGUCUUCCACUGAUGGACUGCAGUAGAGCAGUAAAUAGAUUUGUCAAGCAUUUGUCUACAUUUUAUUUAUACACAGAAAAAACUGGAGUGUUGACAUUUCAGGGUUAAACACGUCAGAGUUGAAGUGUCAUUUUAACACAGCGUUGGAGUUAUUUAACCCAUUGAAGCCUGGAAAGCGGAUCCGUCGUUUUGUAGUAUUUGUAUAAGCUCUCAAAUACUUUUUGAAUUUCGUUUCUAUCUGCUACAGAGGCUGAAAAAUCUAUUAUUUAGUAGAAGCGUUGACACUUCUGUUGAAUUUCCAGAAAAACUUCAGGUUUUAGGGGCUGAUUUUAAAAUCGCCCAGAGGUUUUACAGGAAGUUUUAGGCGUCAAUGGGUUAACAGUGUUAGUCAAGCCCAAACCAAUAAACUUUGUAGAGAUGUAAAGAGCAUAGAUUCUUAAAAAUAAAUGUUUUUGAAAAUGUAUUUUUCUUAGAAUUAAUUAUUAUGUCAUUUUAAUUAUUGUUGUAUUAUAGAGUUAUUAUUUUUCAAACCAUGUAUUGUUAAUUUAACCCAGUUUAGUGAGUUAAAAAGGAACUCUUGACGCAGUUUCAAACCCUGAAAAAGUGUUAAAAUCAACUCCGUGGGAGUUAAUUCAACCCUCCAGUUUUUGCUGUGUAUAGAUUUUUAAAAAAAGAAGAGUGAUGAAUCCGUAUAUUGGUGAGAGAGGAAGGAUUAUUCCAGCGGGUGGAGUCUGCUGGAGGCCUGCUGCCCCUCACAUCACUACCAAAUAUGUCAUUGUGGUGUUGUGGUUUGAGGUGGCUGUGCUGUGUAGUAAACUGUUUUUUUUACAUCGCGUCGAGUCGGGGGAAGGGGGAAGGGUUGGGGUGGGGGAGCCAGCCGGUCUGAGGGAGGGUAUAAAUUAUGAUUCUACGUUGAAGUGUGGUAGGGAAGUCUCCCAUCCGUCCUUGAACACACCUCGACUUCCACCGCCGAGGAGGGAUGGCGAGCUGAGAGCGGGAGGGGGAACAGCCCUAUAUGAAGUCAAAAAAAUGUCACAAGCAAGUUUUACUAAGAGUCUCUUUAAACCUUUCUAUUUAUAUGGAUCUCUACUUUAGUGACAUCCUUCUAUAUUUAAACAUUGUACUAAUAACAUGCUGUCAGGCAUGGUCGGAGAGUCAGUUGUAGCCAUUUACUAAUGUUGUAUUUAUUGUAUUACCAGUAAGGAGAAGAAAACAUUUAUAUAUGAAUAUAGAUAUAUCUAUUUGUGAUCUGCAACUCUUGGACAUAAGUUUGCCUUUGAUUUUCAACUUUCAUGCAGGAUUCAAUGCACUGUCGAUGUAUGAUGAGGUUUCUACUUGUGUGAUGUUUUAUUCAGUUGACAUUCAUUUCUUUUCCUUCAGUUCAGCUACUGAAUGUAUCUUAAAAAACUCAAACUUUUUAGGUAGAUGUUGUUGUUUUAUAUAUACUUAAAAAAAAAACAUACAGUACUAUGUAAAUUAUAUACACGUGUAAAUGAUAUAGCAAAAUGUUUCUGAUAAUAUGCUGGACUUCUUCUUCUUCUGCUGACCCAGAUAGACUGUAAUGCCAUGGCAAAAAAAAAAAAAAGAGUGAGAAAAAAAAGACGAGGGAAGCAUUUAAAAGGAACACCAGUACCUUGCACCAGUGGGAAGCCAGUGGGAGAGACAGAAAUGUGUAAUCAUUACAGGAUCAGUCAGAAUUUUUCUCAGCCAGGCUUUUCAAAUUUGAUAAGAACAAGGAGACGGGGAGCAGAGAGAGGAAGACAGAGGGAGGAGGGAAAGAUAAAAAGACUUUUUUUGAAGUAUAGAUUUUUCUGCGUGUCUGUUCUCGCUCCCUUUGUCUUUCUCCCUUGAAUCUGAGUGCAUCACGGUGCUGGGGGCUAAUGCUACGUGGGGGGUACGGAGGGGGGGGCGGGGCUAAGUCUUCUCUGAGGAACAUGGGGUGGACCAAAUAAGAGAAACGUCCAGUCAUAUGAUAUUGACAUCAUAUCCUGAAGAAAACUGGUUCAAAUGUUCAUCUGUCAGUUUGUUGCUGCACACAACUUGCAAGUCACUGCAGCUGACAAGUUUAAUGUCAUAUUAACACAUGACAAGAGUCUUUAUUUAUGUUGAUUCACUAAUAUUAUUAAGAGGAAAACGAGAAAACAUAACUUGUGUUUUAUUUUUAUUCAUCACUUCAAUAAGAACAGAUUAAAUAACCCCGUAGUAAUUAGUGGAAGUAAGUUUAGCACCCUGGGGUCUCUCCUCUCUAACUCAAUGAGGAUUGUGUGUGGGUUGGUGGUUAGAUAUCUGAAAUAAGUUCUGUGGUUAACACAAGCUGAAGAAAUGUUCGUGUUUGUUGUAUGAUAUAAAAUAUGUUAGAAAAUACUAGAGCUGCAACAGUUAUUUGAUUAAUCGAAUAAUAAUCCAUUAUUAAAUUAAUCGCCAACUAUUUUGAUAAUCGAAAAAUUGGUUUGAGUUGGUUUGACAAGACAAUACGUCCAAAUUCUCUGAUUUCAGCUUCUUCAAUGUGAAUAUUUCUGGUUUCUUUGUUCCUUUAUGACAAUAAACUGAAUAUCUCUUUGGUUUGUGGACAAAACAAGAGAUUUGAGGACGUCAUCUGGUGGUUUGGGAAACACCGAUUGGUAUUUUUCAACAUUUUAUUGACCAAACAACUAAUCGAUUAAUCGUUUAAACAAUCGACAGAUUAAUCGAUAAUGAAAAUAAUCGUUAGUUGCCUAGUAGCCCUAGAAAAUACCCCCACUCGAGAAAGUUUUUACUUGUCCUUAAAACGGCGGUUGCUAACAAGAUGCUAACUGAGACUACAGAGGUUGUCUCUCACUAGUCGGCCUCACAGCCUCUAGUCCUGUUUCUCAGUGCUCUCUUGCUAACUCUUGUGGAUUGUAAAUUAUGUUAAUAAACAAUUUAUUCGGCCACGGAAUUGCUAGCUUGUUAAAACUAGCGGUUAGCUUGUCGGAGAGCGUCUGAAGUAAUGCGACCGUGGUGUGUAGUUAGCUAUAGCAUAACGUUAGCUGUUGCCAGUUGCAUUAACGCUUCAAACAUCAUAAAAGAGAUUUUAAUUUGUGCUUUGUAUUUGAUUAACCUGCUGAACAACACGCGUUAGCAUCAGAAACGUGUGUUUGCCACAGAACUUAUUUUCUGCAAUGAUCAAAAUCCAAAGCAAAAAUCCCAUAGACGAAUUCUCAACAGACCCAGGGGUGAUGCUACUUCUGCUUUAUACGGCAUUAAGUUUGCUCUCCAUACGACCAAUAAUUACGUUUUAGACUGGCCUACACCAUCUUGUGGCAUGAUUGGAGGGGUCAAAUAAACGUCAGACUUUCACCCCGGAGAAUACGGUUCGUGUCCCAUGUUUAAAAAAAAGUAAAUGAUGUGAUUGAAACAUCGCGCCUCAAGCUUUGUGCAUCACGUAAUUUUAUCGUUUCCGGUAGGCACGUCAUUCUCGUAACUAUAUCACUUCCAGCAUUUAAGUCCAUUUAUUGACUGUUUGAACUGUCUUUUAUAACGCCUUACCAGGACGUUGUUUGCCCUAAACCUAGGUCAGUGGUUUUGUAUCCGAAAUUCAACGAAACUGCAGCCUUUUUUACAACCGCAAACCGUACGUGUAUGUAUGAUGACGUGUGCACUAUUUUUAGAACGUUGCGUUCUGUAACGCGAGCCGCUCUUAUGUGUCGUUAUGGGUGGUAUUAUGGGAGAAACGACCUGUUCUGUGGUUUAGGUUGGAGAUGUUGUUGUUUCUCUCAGCCCUACGUGAUGAACUUGACAGGGACCAUUAUGUCACAUUUCCAGUUAUUCUGACCCCAAUCAGCAUCGUGAUUGGUUCAAUUAUUGAUUUGUCACAUGUCCAGAACAACAGAAUAAAUAUACUCAUCUCAGGGUUUGUUUGGUCAGGAAAAGAAUGGAUCCAGCCAAAAAGAAACAAUGAAUGUAGCUGAAUGAAAGCAACACAAGCCGGUGCUGAACAUGGCUGUGAAAAUGGCGGCCUUCAUGAAAGCUCAUAUUUUAAUUCUUGGCUGUCAUAGGUGUUAUUUUAAACAUAUCAGUACAUAUUGUAAUGUUUCUUUAUUUCCUUGGUUGUCUUUUUACUUACCUGCUGCCUUUACAGUUGUGAUUAAUUUGUUCUGAUGUUAAAGAAUCUUCUUUAUUCCAUGUUUCCAUUAUUUUGUCCACCUCGUGUCCAGCACGGCGCAUAAUGAUGAAAGUGGGGCGACCUCCUUGGUUGGUGACCGACAUUUUGGAGAACUUGAAGUUAGAAAGUGACAGGGAGGAUGUUUUAUUCUCCUCUGUCUCUAGCUCCUCCUCCUCAUUUUUGUUCUCUUCCAGUUUAGCUUCCCAAAGGUGCAAUGACUCAGAUUAUGGAUCCAGUGAUACCUCCCAUGUUGCUGCAUUUAACUCUUUCUCAGUCAUCAAGGUGCAUGUGGCACAGUGGACAGGACGAUGGGCUCAGACAGAACACGACCGCUCUCUGAAUGGACGUCUCAAAGCUACUUCAAAGACUGAGGCUAAGUGAAUGUGUGUGGGUCUGCUUUUUAAUACGAGUCCACUCCUAUCCCUCAGCAAUCCACUGCUGAACUCUGUAACUGGGAUAACACACCCACAGUGGGACUGAGAAGGACCGCGAAGGACGCAAGGACAAGAAAAAUAGACUGGGACUUUUACGCAAAACAAACAAAAAAAAACCUAAUGAAAAACAACUAACGAUGUCAAUCUCAGCAGAGACCCAGAUAUCCUCUGAUCUCUGCCAUGUUCUUC